UUAGUCUUCUUGUUUCACCAUUAAAGAGCGUCCCUAAUUUGUAUAUUGUCCACUAGUUUUCUAUUGUCAAUUCAGGAAAAAUAACAGAAGAAUCAAGAGCAAUGGAGGGAUAUAAGAGAGUUGAGUUGCUUCUCAUCUUUAUAACAAUCUCCACAGUGGCAACGACCAGUGCAAAUCCAUGGCUGCCGAUGGAGGGAAACAAUCCUGGUAGCUAUUGCUUAAGCUGGAGGCUAGCAAUAGAAACAAACAAUGUACGUGCGUGGCGCACCGUUCCUAUCCAAUGUAUGCGUUAUGUUGAGGUAUAUAUGCUUGCUGGUCAAUAUGAUAGAGACGUUCAGUUAAUUGUGGAACAAAUCAGGGUUUAUCUCAAUGAGAUAGUCCUUCCUGGUGAUGGCAUGGAUGCAUGGAUCUUCGAUGUUGAUGAUACUUGCUUCUCAAAUGUCUUUUACUAUCGGCUCAAGAGAUACGGAUGUGACCCUUAUGAUCCAACCGGAUUUAGAACAUGGGCGAUGAAAGGAGCGUCUCCAGCAAUACAACCUGUUCUUGAACUGUUUAAUGAACUGAUAGAAACAGGCUUCAAAGUGAUCCUAGUAACCGGAAGAGAUGAAGAAACUCUUGGCCAGGCAACUCGAGAAAAUUUGCAUAAUCAAGGCUUCACUGGUUAUGAAAGGUUGAUUAUGAGGACGGCGGAGAACAAAAAGCACAGUGCAACAAUAUACAAAACAACAAUCAGAAAGCAAAUGAUGGAAGAAGGUUACAGGAUAUGGGGAAAUGUAGGAGACCAGUGGAGUGACUUACAAGGAGAUUACUCAGGAAACCGCACCUUCAAGCUUCCUAACCCUAUGUAUUUUGUUCCAUAAGAAUUUUACUACAAUAACCAUUUCCUACCGAACAAUUACAUGUACAACAUGAUCAAAUACAGAAAGAUACAUCUCCACUUGUCAUGUGUCGGGCCAGUUUGUUCUACCGUGAAUCGUAAUAACAUAUAAUCAAAUUCAAUCUAG
Molecule: messenger RNA, 1004 nt
Organism: Eruca vesicaria subsp. sativa (arugula)
Lineage: Eukaryota; Viridiplantae; Streptophyta; Magnoliopsida; Brassicales; Brassicaceae
Source: the annotation of a GenBank genome assembly